AUGCGUGAUUGGGCCUCCAGUCGCAGUCCGAGGAGGGAGGGAAGAUCGGCCAAUUCCGAUCCGGCUCCGCAUGCCGUACUGUCGAAGCGGGUCUCCCGCUUGCCGUCGUCGUCGUCGUCCACCUGCGACAGCGAAAGCGACUCGGAGAGCUGCUACUCCAGCAGUGGCUCGAUGUCUUGCAGCACUUGCUUUUCGGUGACGUCGACCAGCUCUUCGGAGAGCGAGGUUGAGAGAACGAGGCGACCACGCCGACGCUCGCGCAAAUACAAGACGUUGAAGCGAUCCCACAGCAAAUCGAAAUAUCGUAGCGAUUCGCGUAGCUCCCGUAAGAAGGUCGCCUCAGCUGCCAUUGCGCCGGCUCCGGCUGCAGCACAAUUGCCGCCUUCGGCCCCAACCACGAUCGAGGCUGUGUUUGCCAUGUCCACAGUUGUGCCGAAUCCUGCGCCAGCGCCGGCGACCAAGCCGGCUAGUGCCUCAACGCAGGAUGCCAAAGCGAAUGGGGCUUGCUCGUUUACGCCGUGCACCAAACGGCGCCGGAGUCGCAGUGACCAUGGCUCCCGCUCGACGCCGUCGGGCAACGAGUCGAAGAGCAAGAGCAAGCAUUCGUCAAAGUCGCACGGGUCCAAGUCCAAGAAGUCGAGAUCAUGCUCGAAGCACUCGCUGGACAAGCACAAGAGCUCGGCCACUACCAAGUCGAAGACCAUCUCGAAGGAGGUAAACGGGGAGCAAAAGCGAAAGGAAAAGGACAGCAGCUGCUCGACGCCCUCACCGCUUAGAGGCAAGGACAAGCACACUUCGGGCAAGGCCAAGCUGAGCGAGACGACGGAGCAGGCCAAGCCGAAGGACAAGGAUGAGUUGAAGUUGGAGUGCAAGUCACAUGCGCGCAAGGAGGAGGCGAAGCUGAAGAAAGAGGAGGAGAAGAGGUCGUGCUCAGCUCAUCGGGAGAAGCGUCGCCAGGAGAUGGCGAGGGCGCGCAGUCACACCACUGAACUACGCGACUACCGCAGGAGUAGGCGUGAGGGCGGCCGCACCGUGGACUGGCGCUCUUCGUCGCGAAAAACGCCACGCCCUCGCGCACGCCGCUCGCCCUCCGAUCAGAGCUUGCGGUCUCGUUCCCGCCGCUCGCUCACGCGCCAGUCGACGCUGCCCAGAAGCUAUCGGCGUCGCAGCGCGAGGCGUACGCCCAGUCCGUGGAUGUCGCACGAUCGCGAUCCAAGAACCGUGCGCCUGCACAUCAGGGGCCUGACGCGCCAGGUGACCAAAAGCGAUAUCAUUGAGAUCUUUGGCAGCUUUGGCCAGCUGACCAAUGUUGAUUUUCCCAUAGAUCAUUACUAUUACAACGGCUGCACGCCCGCCGGGCGCGGCUACGCCUUUGUCGAAUACGCCAAUCCCGAGGACUGCAAGCGCGCCCGGAGGACCAUGGACGGCGGCAGGAUCGACGGCACUCACAUUGUCGUCUCUCCGUUCAAGGAGAAUAUGGUGCGUUUUCCCCGGCGUCGUCCUUCUCCACUGAAUGCCCGGGAUCGUUAUUGA
Drosophila navojoa is the source of this 1533-nucleotide messenger RNA. RefSeq lists its product as uncharacterized. Gene Ontology annotation, molecular function: RNA binding. NCBI's taxonomy places the organism in Eukaryota, Metazoa, Arthropoda, Insecta, Diptera, Drosophilidae. Gene Ontology annotation, cellular component: ASAP complex; cytoplasm; nucleoplasm. The record is from RefSeq and is a predicted model, not a curated record. Gene Ontology annotation, biological process: mRNA splicing, via spliceosome.